AUGCGUUCUUACAAUAAUAACAAUAUCAGUCAUUUUUUCCAGACAAACCCUCAGUAUCAAGGCCAGCUGAAUGGAGAUGAAGGAGACGCAGGCGGUUCCGAGUUCAUGCCAAAGGCGAGCAAUACGAACCAUUCUACAUGGUCAAGGAAUUUGCCUCAAAGAGAUCAAUUCUUUCAACAGCGUUACAUUCCAAAUGAACUUGCUUUCCAAAUGCAAAAUGGCAUGAAUUCACAAAAUUUACAAAAUGGAGUUGGUAGCACGGAACCACAACUCUCGUUUGGUUUAUCUCAAGAUUACGACGAUUAUUCGAUUGGCCAAGUAUCAACGGUUUCGUCCCCGUAUUCACGAGAUGAGGUUCUCAAUCACCCCACAGCACUUCAGGGGAACCAAAAUAGUUUGGCGAUGGCAGCUGCAGUGGCUAAUGCUCACCUGUUACUUCCGAAUGGUCAAAUGAACGGCCCACAUAUCUUCACCAGUGCACCAAGGAAAACAGUAUACUUGGGAAACAUUCCACCUUCAUUGACCGUAAGAGAGCUAUUGGAUCAUGUGCGUAGUGGUGUUGUGGAGGAAGUAAAGAUCCUGCCGGAGAAAACGUGUGCAUUCCUUACAUUUGUGGAUGAAAGUGCCGCUCUGUUGUUUCACUCCGAUGCCAUUUUAAAAAGACUGCAUAUCGAUGGAAGAGAUAUAAAGAUCGGCUGGGGUAAAGCGACUCCGGUUGAUCCUCUCGUCACGACAGCCAUCGCUAGCGAUGGUGCCACAAGAAACGUAUACAUAGGUCUCCUGAACACAGAUUCUGACAUUGCUCUCCAAGUUGGUGCAGAUCCAAACGACGAAAAAAUAACGGAAGAGAAACUUAGAUCUGAUUUGGGAGAGUUCGGUGAAAUAGACUGUGUCAAAAUCGUUGAAGAGAAAGGCAUUGCAUUUAUACAUUUUGCGUCGAUUCUGAGCGCCGUGAAAGUGGUAGCCAACUUAGCUGGAAUAAAUCCUUAUUAUGAGAACAAAAAGAUUUAUUACGGUAAGGAUCGAUGUGCCUUCAUUACCAAGACACAACAACAUAACGCAGCACAAUAUUUGGGAAUACAACCCGGCACAGACCGAUUAACGCAAUUCAAUGACUCUGGAAUGAUUUCAAAUGCAUUGUUACAACAAUCCGCGGCAGCUGCCGCUAUUGCAACAUCCGCUGGCGGGCCCAAUAACCUUGGAAAUAGAACAGUCUACCUGGGUAACUUACCAAAGGAUGUCAAGAUCGAAGAGAUUUGUAAUGUUGUUCGAGGAGGUAUCCUGCAGGCCAUCAAAGUCCUUUCGGACAGACACGUUUGCUUUGUCACAUUCAUAGACCCAAUCGCCGCCGCUCAAUUCUAUGCGAUGAGUUCACUUCAUGGCAUAACCAUACAGAAAAGACGUUGUCGAGUUGGAUGGGGCAAACACCCGGGUCCCUUACCAAACGCAAUUGCAUUGGCCGUGAGUAACGGUGCUUCAAGAAACGUAUACAUCGGCAACAUUGAUUUCUACGAGGACAGCAAGAGACAAGAACCGAUCUUCACGGCAGAUUACUUACGAAAGAUAUUCCAAGAAUACGGAGAAGUCGAACAACUAAAUUUCCUGCCUGAAAAGAACUGCGCAUUCGUCAACUAUACAAACAUCAGCAAUGCCAUAUCGGCCAUAGACAAGAUCAAAUCAAACCCGCUCUUCAAGAAUUUGAAGAUAAACUUCGGCAAGGACAGAUGUGGUACCAUCCCACACCAAAGACGUUAA
Messenger RNA from Torulaspora delbrueckii, 1755 nucleotides. RefSeq names its product Mrn1p (gene MRN1). Gene Ontology annotation, molecular function: mRNA binding. Bases 1 to 1755 code for a protein of 584 amino acids. The record is from RefSeq and is a predicted model, not a curated record. Gene Ontology annotation, cellular component: cytoplasmic stress granule. The transcript has a single exon. Lineage: Eukaryota; Fungi; Ascomycota; Saccharomycetes; Saccharomycetales; Saccharomycetaceae. Gene Ontology annotation, biological process: mRNA splicing, via spliceosome.